UCAUGGAAGCUGGGUAGCAACCCAACACAACCUUCUGUAAAAAUAAAGUCGUGAGAUGGGUGUGUUGGCCUAAAGCAUGGCAGGGCGUCUCAGUAAUUUCCUAGACAACAUGUAAAGCAAGGGCACUUUUCAACUCUGACUUGACAACAUGAAUGACAUUAUGGAAGAACAAGAAAGGGAUACUCUUCUGGUCGUCCCCGAGUCUCAAGUUAUGCCUGACACGGGCAGCAGUAGACCCAGGGUACCAGAAGUGGGUAUCCGGCCCGUCGAGAAGAGAGGGCCCUACAUCAUGUCCAAAGCCCCGGCCAUCCACAUGAAACUGCAGAAGCACAGAGAGAUGGCCAGGAAAGCCCUAAAGAAGAAAGGCUUCACCUCCGCAGGGCCGGUUAUGCAGCAGCCCAGGCAUGGAGUCAAAAAAAGUGUCAAGUUCAACAAGGGCUACGCGGCCCUGAGCCAGCAUGCAGACGAGACCCUGGUGUCUUUGGACUCUGACAGUGACGUGGAGUUGGAGUCCCAGUACUCGUCUGGGUAUUCUUCUGCCGAGGUGCACCCCGAUCUGAAUCAGCAGCUCCUGAAGGACGGCUACCACCUGGACGAGAUGCCCGAUGACGAGGACCUGGACCUCAUCCCCCCCAAGCCCAUGGGUUCGUCGAUGUGCUGCUGUGCAGACACCCCCUCCUGCUCCGUGCAGUGACCGGACCUCAGGCCCACCCCCUUCACCGUUGACCUCCGUGGCGUAGUCCCAUGAGAGGCCAGCAGGGGGCCACGUUACACCACCACCACCACAGACCUUACGGCCACCCAUGGCACGGGGCAGAAAUGGGAGCACAUUUGACCAGCUGUCUAACAGCACGAGCCCCCUGUCUCUACGGCCAUAGGUGGCCAGGCUCUUUCUCUCUCUCUGCUCGCUCAGUGUGUAGGGUGACAGAGUCACAAGGGAGGCCACUGCAAUGCAGUUGACUUGAGCGUGUAUGUUAAUGUUAUACGGGGGACCCAAAACUUUUAAGCGUGUGGGCUUUUUUUUUUCCUUAAAUAGUGUUACUAUUCCUUUAAGCUGCAGUGAAAACCAAACAUUGCCCCGUGUGUGUGUGUGUGUGUGUGUGUGUGUGUGUGUGUGUGUGUGUGUGUGUGUGUGUGUGUGUGUGUGUGUGUGUGUGUGUCUGUGUGUCUGUGUGUCUGUGUGUCUGUGUGUCUGUGUGUCUGUGUGUCUGUGUGUCUGUGUGUCUGUGUGUCUGUGUGUGUGUGUGCGCGUGCGCGCGCGUGUGUGCGUGUGUGCGCCCUGGAGUGCCAUGUGAUGGUGCUAACACAGCCCAGUGGAAAUUCCAUACAUCAAUGUUACGAUUUUGGCCUUUAUAGUUCUUUUUAAUUUAUUCCUUUCUCUAUAAAAGUUAUGGUCACUAAAUUGACGCUUUUUUUUGGAGGACAGCCCCUCUUGAGGCAUUCCCAAAAAGUGUCAAUAUCCUACGAACACGUGUCAGCUCUAUCUACCAUAGAGCUCCCGUCCUUGCUCUUGCACAUGUACUCUUAUUGCUUGUUUUUUAUUUUUUAUUUUAGUUUUUAAACAAGCUUUAACAUUGGUCAGGAAGUUCUUGGUGUUUCCCACCAAGAAAUUAAGGGAUUUGAGAGGGUCUGUUCCUCUUCAUACAAAGGCUUUAAUGGCUAUGUUGUUACCUGGUCACACAGAUCCUUAUUGUGUGUGUGAAGACACACACUUACUGUAUGUCAGCACUUAUCUGAACAUUUGUUCGCAGAAUGGUGAAGCCAUUCAGAGACAAAGAAGGUCAUUGUGAAGUGGUGACUGUGUUGAUCGUCUGUUGCAUUGUUGGUGGUUUGCGUUGGUGAGUGUGAGUAGGCUGCUGAUACUGGCGAGUCCUCGUUCUGAUUAGAGAACUGGUUUUCGGACAGAACAGAGGAACCGUCAAAUCGGUACACUCAACUUCUGGUUGGUAAAAUGUUGCAGCCAGUAGAAUUUUUAUAUUUGAAUGAGUUAUCCUCAGAGAAAUUCUAAGGUUAUGUCACUACGAUUAGUAUCUAUACAGCAGAUACAAGCUUUUAUUUGGACUUUUCUUGCCUCGUUUUAUUUUUGUGUGAUUGUUUUACUCACACUGCUUAAACAAAACCAGUGUUUUGUGAAUACUGUGAUGUCACUUUCGGUUUCAGAGGAGCUAGCGGUCCUUGUUAAGUUUCGAUCACACUUUGAACAUCCUCUGAAAGAAAGAAGGCGAGAAAAAAUUAACGUUGCUUGACACCAGCCUCGCACCUCACGCUGCCUCCUAUAGCUUAAAUGAUAAUUAUUAUAAAAAACUGUCUGUCACAAAGCUGCCAAAGUCAUGAGAGAAUUGUAAUGAUAAGGAAGCAGGAAGUACUCGGUAUUGAGUAUGUGUAAUGAAAUACAGAAUGCGGCAAGUCUUGUCUUGCCUGCUAUACAAGGCACACUAUCACAACAUCCACUGCUAUGUUAUUUCACUGAUGACAAAAGACCAUUUAGUGAACUUAGGGAUUCGUUUGAGAACUGAGAGCUUGAUGGCUUGGCAUUGUACAUAUAUAUAGAUACAUAAUGUCUGCACUCAGCUGCCUAUGUUGAGAGGAUUCCGCUCACUGCUCUGGCCUGGAAUAGCUAUGCAAACUCACGGGACAGUUUUGUUUCUUUAUGUAUUACCGAAAAUAUACCAACUCCAAGUGCGAAAUGCAAUAACUUGGAAUACUAUUGUUUUGAGCUAGACCACACUAAUCUUUGUAUUUAAUUAUGAAUAUUGUUUUUGUUAUGAUAAAUAAACACAUAAUUAUGUUUA
Messenger RNA from Sardina pilchardus (European sardine), 2792 nucleotides. RefSeq names its product family with sequence similarity 219 member B (gene fam219b). The transcript has 6 exons. Lineage: Eukaryota; Metazoa; Chordata; Actinopteri; Clupeiformes; Clupeidae. The record is from RefSeq and is a predicted model, not a curated record. The coding region runs from base 149 to 694 and encodes 181 amino acids.